GUAUAGUAGGACAAAGAAGGAAAACAUGGAAAAAGGACAUACAUUUCCUGCUCCCCAUGCAGGAAAUAGAUGUUAACUACUCAAAAUGAUGGUCCAUUCUCUCCAGACCCUGUGCAUGUCUGAAGACCACUACCCAGGCCCAUUGACUGGGGCCCAGGGACCACUUGGGUGCAUACAGCUGCACAGGACUCGGUCCUUUGCCUGUGGCGCACACAAGGGAAUGGCUGCUGUGUCUGCACCUGCCCAGUGCCAGGACUCAGUGACGUUCGAGGAUGUGUGUGUGGUUUUCACGGAUGAAGAGUGGAAGGAUCUCGUCCCGGUGCAGAAGGCCCUCUACAAGGUGGUGAUGCUGGAGAACUACGCGAACAUUGUCUCCCUGGGACUUCCAAUCCUUCGACCUGAGGUGAUUUUUCAGUUGAAGAAAGGAGAGGUGUUGUGGAAGGAGGGCCUUCAUGGAUCUGAGGAGAAAGAGUCUCCAGAGAAUGCCUCUCUAGUAUGGAAGACUAAACCUGACCCUGAAGAUGCUUCAGAAGAAGGAAAAUGGAGGGAAAGUCCUGAAAGACCAAGUCUUCUGUGUCCUAAACUUGAAGUUGAAGCACCCGAGGGUGGGUUGAAAACGAGGCAGAAGGGCCCCCUGGUGGAACCCUGCACGAAAUCCCAUUCCCAGAACAAAAGCUCGAGGAGAGGGCCCGCUCUGCCCCGGAAGAGCCUCCCGAAAGGUCGAGAUCAGGAAUGUGGUGACUGUGGGAAGACUUUCUUUGACCACUCGUCCCUCCUCCGCCACCAGAGGACCCACACCGGGGAGAAGCCGUACAGCUGCCCCGAGUGCAGGAAGGCCUUCAGCCACCGGAGCAGCCUCAGCAGACACCUCAUGUCGCACACCGGGGAGAGCCCCUUCGAGUGCGGCGCGUGCGGCAAGGCCUUCUUCGACCGCUCGUCCCUCACCGUGCAUCAGCGGAUUCACACGGGAGAGAAGCCCUUCGUGUGCAGCGAGUGCGGCAAGGCCUUCUUUGACCGCUCGUCCCUCACCCGCCACCAGAGGAUUCACACCGGAGAGAGUCCGUACGCGUGCCAGCAGUGCGGGAAAGCCUUCAGCCAGAAGAGCAUCCUCACCCGCCACCAGCUGAUCCACUCGGGCCGCAGGCCCUACGAGUGCCGCGAGUGCGGGCGAGCCUUCUACGGCGCCUCCUCCCUGAACCGGCACCAGAAGGCGCACGCCGGGGAGCCGCGCUAUCAGUGCAAGGAGUGCGGCAAAGCGUUCUUCGAGCGCUCGUCCCUCACACAGCAUCAGAAGAUCCACACCGGAGACAAGCCGCACGCGUGCGGCCAGUGCGGGAAAGCCUUCAGCCAGAGGUGCCGGCUCACCCGCCACCAGCGGGUGCACACGGGGGAGAAGCCCUACGAGUGCAGCGUCUGCGGGAAGGUGUUCAGCUCCAAGUCAUCUGUCAUUCAACAUCAGAGGCGAUACGCCAAGCAGGGAAUAGACUGAGUGGGGGGAAAUGAACCAACCCUCUCCACGGGCAUCCGCUCGCGCUGCCCCUCCUGCCCACUGCCGCGCCGCCCGCGCCUCUGAACUCUGUGCGGACUGGGGUGCAGAACUGCCAUGCGAUGUGCAGCUGAAGAAGUGACUCUACAUUCCAAAUUUGGGGAAGGAAUUAGGGUGUUGCUCAAUGGUGGGACAUGGUAUAGCUGUGGGAAACCCCAAGUUUCAUCUCCAGCACUGAAAAAAGAAGGAGCAUUGUCAAACGAUAGGAUAGAUGUUACCAGGGGAUCCUCACACCUCCUGUCAGAACCGCUGCCCUAUGAGUCCCUGCACUUUAAAUAACUAGAAACCACUACAGGAAGAGAAAGGCACAGGUAGUAGACAGCAGUUGUUCACAGCUCCACUUCGAGCUUUUUGGUGGUAGUUGGAGAGAAGAGUUUCGCAGACGUUUCCUGCACGGCUGGCGUCAGGCCGCACCCUCAGAUCUCAGCCUCCUGAGCAGAACUGCAGGCUUGAGCCAUCCGAGCAAGUCUCUUCUCUGCUACCUGUGCUCUGAGUCGAUAGUCUACGUACAUUUGUUGCUUCCAAAUAGAUUGUAAGCACCUGGAGGCAUGACUUGCAGGUUUAUAGCUUGUGAAGUACCUCGCAAACAGGAGGUGCUCAUUAUUUGCAAGCUGCCUUAAUGAGACCCCCAACACCAGACUUGACAUCCUGACUCACAGAAAGCUGCGGUACCUCAGCCCAGCUCUCUCUUUUUAUUCUAUUGACUCGGGCACUAAGUAACUUUUACCCUAGGUCUCUAUAUUCUUUUCCUAUCCGUGUAACGUGAAACAUUAAAAAAAACAAACGUUUCUGAAAACUCUGUGGAAUUACAUUCCACGAAUCCCAGUGGAUAGUAAGAUAGAUUUUCCCCAGAAGUUAAAGGUACAAGUUGAUUUGCCAAACAGAUCACUCAUAACUAACACAUUUAAAUCAGUGUGUGUGUGUGUGUGUGUGUGACAGAGUGGGGAGGAGACUUGAACUCCAGGCUUCUCAUUCUUGCUCAGUUUUCUCUGGGGCUCAUGCUCUCAGCUUUUCUGCUGAAGGCUGGUAUUCUACCACUUGAGCCACAUCUCUCCUUCUAGCUUUAUGCUGGUUAAAUGCAGUUAAUCCCAUGGGUUUGUCUGGCCUGGCUGGCUUUGAACUUUCUCAGGUUUCAGCCUCCUGAGCAGCAAGGAUUAUAGGUAUAACCUACUGACACCCAGCAAGCCUGUAAAUCUUAGUCUGCUUUAGAGCACAUGAAUGGCAGGGAAUACUUUUCAUGUUAGCAGCUUGGAGAAAAACGUUAUAGAAUCUAUGGGUGUAGAUAAAAUCAUAUUGUUUAAUAAUAUCAAAUAGAAAAUAAAAGACUAUUGACAAACUUG
Perognathus longimembris pacificus (Pacific pocket mouse) is the source of this 2886-nucleotide messenger RNA. RefSeq names its product zinc finger protein 2-like. The coding region runs from base 86 to 1489 and encodes 467 amino acids. Gene Ontology annotation, molecular function: DNA-binding transcription repressor activity, RNA polymerase II-specific. Gene Ontology annotation, biological process: regulation of cytokine production; regulation of immune system process; negative regulation of transcription by RNA polymerase II. The record is from RefSeq and is a predicted model, not a curated record. The transcript has 5 exons. Lineage: Eukaryota; Metazoa; Chordata; Mammalia; Rodentia; Heteromyidae.